AUGUCGGGAGCCGAGGCCCUAGCCGGAAUCGGCAUUCUUUGUAACGUUAUGCAGAUAGUAACGUUUGGCAAAGAUGCUCUUCAUGUUUAUCGUUAUAUCCGUGAAAACGGUAGUCCUGAUGCAAAGUUGGAGGUGUACCUUGCCGAUGCAACAAUGAGCUAUCAAGAGAUGAGGACGCAGCUUUCUGGAACCACUUAUCCAACGAGCGACCAAAAAGAAAUAAUAAGGGUGGGGGAGGAGGCUUACAAAGGCCUUCAAAAAUUCCGAACCUAUUUCGAGGAAUUGUCAGUGGACAAAGGGUCCAGAAAGGGCUUCCGCGGGAAGUUCAGAAUUGCUAAAAGUGGCAUCAAGACGUUGUUCCGUGGCAAGGAACUGGAGGAUCUUGAAAAGAACUUCCAACGGUACGAACAACUACUUCAAACCCGACUCAUAAACCGAGUAUGUAAUCAAAGCGAUGCCACGGCACUUCUUGCACAGGAGUCCUUCGAGACGCUGAACGAUACCCAACAAUGCAUGGUUCAGAAGAUAGCACAGGGCCAUACAGAUAUUUCAUCACUAUUGUCGCAGACAGCCACCGACACAAAACUUCAUAUCAGCAAUCAACACCAAGAGACUCGUACUACUCUUGGGCAUCAUCUUUCUGUUACGGAACACAAGCUCCAAUCACAAAUCUCAGAAUCUACCUUUGUAAUCCAAGAGGAUCUCGCAUAUCGGAACAAGACUGAAAACAUCCUGAUUAGGCACAAUCAACUCUUAGCUAGCCUCAGGUAUCCUGAAAUGAAUGGCAGAAAAAACCAUGUUGUCACGAGUUUCCCAAAGACUUUUCAGUGGAUAUUUUCUAGCAAAGGGCCUUGGGAAGAAGAAAGUUCUUCGGAUGACGAGAGUAUGCCUUCGCUUGAUGAGAUUUCUGAUGAAGAGAUUGAUAUGUCGGAUGUAUCGAGUUCUGAUAAGGGACAGAGUGAAGACGAAGAGAAGAUUCAGGAUUCUAAUACCAACAAAGUGGAAGAUGAGCCUGCUACCAGUGGUAUCUUGGACAAGGAUGACACUGUUUCAACUGCAAGUUCUGACCCGGAGCCAACAGUCUUUGCCCGUUGGUUAGGUUCCGAUUCUAAAAUGUUUUGGAUUAGUGGAAAACCCGCAUCCGGUAAAAGUACACUCAUGAAAUUCAUCUCUACGAAUCCUUCAACAAAAGAGCAUCUGGCUGCUUGGCGGCCUAACGCGAGAAUUCUUUGCCACUAUUUCUGGAAAGCUGGGAGUGUUCUGGAAAGAAGUCUCAAAGGAUUCCUUCUAUCCCUGACUCACCAGGUCCUUUUAGACAAUAUCGAGCUCUCACAACUGAUGUGGGAGGACAUGCCUGAAGUCCGGCAUAAGUGGUCGCAUGCUGAUUGGGAUCUACAACAACUAGAAACCGCCUUGCUUUGUAUACUCAAAGCUGCUACAGAACCAUUCCUUCUUAUUAUUGAUGGCCUCGAUGAGUGUGACGAUCUUGAAAGGCAACUUUCAACACUUCCUCAGCGCCCAAGCAUGCUCGACCUCUUAAGAAAACUCGAGGACAUUAAAAUAUGUGUAUCUAGCCGGGAGGAGUAUACGUUCAUUACUUACUUCGACGGUGUCGAGAGACUACAACUUCACGAGCUUACCAAGUACGAUAUUCGACAAUUUGCCGAUACCCGUCUUGAUGGUCUAAGUUUCGCCGAGCCCGAAGAUCGGGAGGAGCUUCUCGAUUUAAUUGUGUUAAGGGCCGCCGGUGUGUUUCUGUGGGUGGCCCUUGUUCUUGAUAGCAUCAGUCGAGCGAUUCGCAUCGAUAACAGCAUUGGGAAUCUCACUGAGAGGGUCAAUCAUAUGCCAAGAGAUUUGAUCGACUUGGUACGUGAAAUGUGGGAACGAUCUGGUGAAGAUGGCGAGAUAACGAGCUACCGGCACGCCGCGUCUCGGUACUUCAACCUAGCACAGGGAAUAGAGUCUGACGAAGAUGAUCUUUUGAAAAGUACGAUACUUCUGCUGGCAAUUGCUUCCGAUAAGCAAGAUCUGGAGUCUAUGCUUGAUAUUGACCAUGUCUGGAGCAUCGACGAAUUGGAAAAGAUGUGCUCGAGGACGGAGGACGAGCUUCGCAUUGUCUGCCACGGUCUUCUUGAAGUGAAAGAGGAAGGUCGUGCGACCUCAGAUCUUCUCCCAGAACGAAUUGAUGUCUACAGGAAUAAACAAGUGUUGUUUGCUCACCGAUGCGUCAUUGACUUCCUCCGCACUACUGAGAGUGGCGCUGCUCUUCUUGGUGCAUGCGGAUGGUGCAAGGACGAGGUGAAGGCCAGGCUGGAAGGAACAUUCAUGAUACUCUAUCGUUCUGUGUUUAAACCUGGGGCCUCUGAUGUCGAUACGUUUCUUCCUACAUUAUUCGAUGAGAUCAUCAACGAUAAGAGAUAUAUUCUACGCCGAGAAGUUGACAAUAGUUUAGACCGGAUCAUGCGUCACCUGGAUAGUUUUGACGAUGAACUUCCUUAUCGAAACCUUCUCUUGCGGAAGUGUAUCGAAUGGCACUUUACUAGAAACUCUUUUAACCGCAGUACGUGGGCAUGUUCUGGGAAGUCCAUAUUUGUCCAAGAUCCUCUUAGGAAUGAGUUUCUAGCGUCAGCAGCCAAAGCAGGAACUACGUCGUUCAUGGAGACACUCCUCGGGCGACUUUCUUCAGAGGAUUUCUUGAGUUCACUGCCCGCUAUAUUCCGCGGCCUAUCAGCAGGCUAUGGACAAGACGAGACAGAAAUUGGAGGUCCCGAAGAGAGUAGUAGAUGUGUCAUCAAGAUAAUCGCGUUGACAAAGCUGAUUCUAAGUCGUCUCCUGAGUCUGAAAGCGGAAGCAGAAGAAACUAUGCUGUUGAAAGCCGUUACUGGAGAAACAACAGAGGAAUUGCAACGUCUGGCGUGCUCCUGGUUUCUCGGUAUAUGGAUCGGGUUCAACAGCGACCAAAAAGAGAAGGAGAUCAAGACGUCAGUCCAUGAGAUCCUGCAUCUCGUUACACUCUCUCUCCCUACAAUGGAAGAUUGGAACGAAUCCAUCCUGCUUUUUUUGGGCCGGGAUACUGACGACUUCUCAGGCCAGUACUCAGGUCCUCUCUCAUUCUUCAGUCAAACUGGCCCUGCACUACGAAUUCUGGAUCAAAUGACGACCUCCAUCUCCCUCAUCUUCCUGAAGGAGCGAAGCCAUCGCUACGACUCGUGA
This is a messenger RNA of Fusarium venenatum, 3213 nucleotides long. The record is from RefSeq and is a predicted model, not a curated record. NCBI's taxonomy places the organism in Eukaryota, Fungi, Ascomycota, Sordariomycetes, Hypocreales, Nectriaceae.